Messenger RNA from Paramecium pentaurelia, 449 nucleotides. The record is from the annotation of a GenBank genome assembly. NCBI's taxonomy places the organism in Eukaryota, Ciliophora, Oligohymenophorea, Peniculida, Parameciidae.
AUGAAACAGAAAUCCAUUAGGGAAUAAUAAUUGGAAAUAAGCUAUGAAUAAAUUAGGGAUAGCUUCUAAUAAUUGCAACUAGAAUUUGGUCAACUAAGAAAACGAUCCAAGAAUGAGAGAUCAUAAUGUAUCCGAAAGGACCAAAUUCACAAAAAAAAGGUGUCGUAAGGUUCUUCCAAUAACAUGAAGGGAAAACCUAACAUAAGAGCGAUGCUUUGUAAAUCAAAACAUUCUGUUAAGAUCAACAAUCGAAAAUAGCUAUGCCAAAGUAAAUAAUAAUUAUAAUCUAAGAUAAUGUAAGUGGGACUCUGAAAGGAUAGAUGAAGAUUCUUAAGACUAAAUUUUCUGUUGGAAUGCAAAAAAGUUUAGAUAUCCAUCCUAUCUUUUGGUCCAGCAUUGUUACCUCAAGUCAUCUUGACUUCUAAUCUCUCAAAUAUAUCUUAAAAUGA